Dendrobium catenatum is the source of this 1104-nucleotide messenger RNA. Its product is annotated as GDSL esterase/lipase At5g33370. The transcript has 5 exons. The record is from RefSeq and is a predicted model, not a curated record. Gene Ontology annotation, molecular function: hydrolase activity, acting on ester bonds. Bases 1 to 1104 code for a protein of 367 amino acids. Lineage: Eukaryota; Viridiplantae; Streptophyta; Magnoliopsida; Asparagales; Orchidaceae.
AUGGCUUCAACUUCUUCCUCUCUCAUCUCCCUUGCAACUUGUUUAGUAAUUCUGGGGAACUUAUUAGCACACAGUACUGAGGCAGCUCGAGCAUUCUUUGUCUUUGGAGAUUCGCUCGUCGAUAAUGGCAAUAACAACUAUCUUGCGACGACAGCUCGAGCAGACUCUCCUCCUUAUGGCAUCGACUACCCAACUCAUCAACCCACAGGGAGGUUCUCUAAUGGCCUCAACAUUCCUGACAUUAUCAGUGAGCACCUUGGUGCUGAGUCCACCUUGCCAUACUUGAGCCCUGCGCUGAGAGGACAAAAGCUUCUCGUAGGCUCCAAUUUUGCAUCAGCUGGCAUUGGAAUUCUCAAUGACACUGGAGUUCAGUUUGCCAAUAUAAUCAGGAUUUCACAGCAACUGGAGUACUUUCAGCAGUAUCAGCAGAGGCUGAGCGCAUUAGUUGGCGCAGCAGAGGCUAAGAGAGUGGUGAAUCAAGCACUUGUUCUGAUAACUCUCGGUGGCAAUGACUUCGUCAACAACUAUUACUUGGUUCCUUUCUCUUUCAGAUCUCGUCAAUUUUCUCUGCCGGAUUAUGUCCGUUACCUGAUAUCUGAGUACAAGAAGAUUCUUAUGAGGAUUUAUGAGCUGGGAGGGCGGCGCGUGCUGGUGACGGGGACGGGGCCGCUGGGAUGUGUUCCGGCGGAGCUGGCGCAGAGAAGCAGAGACGGCUCAUGCGACCCUGAGCUGCAGAGAGCCUCCGCACUGUUCAAUCCGCAGCUUGAAAAGGCAAUAAAUCAGCUCAAUUCCAAGUAUCGUUCCAACGUCUUCAUUGCCGCCAACACGGGCAAGACGCACGCCGACUUCAUUUCCAAUCCUCAGGCUUUUGGUUUUAUCACAUCCAAGAGAGCUUGCUGUGGGCAAGGGCCCUACAAUGGGCUGGGCUUGUGUACUGUGGCAUCUAAUCUGUGCCCAAAUAGAAAUUUAUAUGCAUUUUGGGAUCCAUUUCAUCCAUCAGAGAGAGCAAACCGGAUAAUUGUUAGCCAGUUCAUGACCGGUUCAACCGAGUACAUGAACCCAAUGAACCUGAGCACCAUACUAGCAAUGGAUGAAAGCACCUAG